CUCUCGCAGCCAAUCGCCGCACGGAAUAUGCACAAUCUGGUUUAAACCGGUUUCUAUCUUUAAAUUCCAAUAUAAAAACUUAAUAAAACAUAUACCGCCGUUAUUGUAUUUUACACGAGACGCUGUGAGGCGUGCAGGGUGUCGCUGCUCACGAACACAAUAUUUACACAAUUAUUCCGAUUUUUUGAUAUUUUUUUCGGCGUUUUUCUGCAGUCAAGAUGCCCAAAAGAAAGAUUGAUGGUGAGAAGGCCGCCAAAGGCAAGGAGGAGCCAACAAGACGCUCCGCGAGGUUGUCUGCUAAACCGGCUCCUCCUAAACCAGAACCAAAGGCCAAAAAAGCCGUCCCUAAGAAGGCAGCCAAGGGGAAGAAGGGCAGCAACCCUGCUGAAAACGGAGACGCCAAGGCAGACCAGGCACAGAAGGUUGACGCUACUGGCGAUGCCAAAUGAGAAGCUAGCGAGUGUCUGAUCCUUCUAUGUACUUGGUGACUGUACAGUUUGAAAUAACUAUUUUUUACCAAGUUUUAUAUUAAGAAUAACAUUUAUAGUUGACUUGUUGACUUGCUUUUUAUGUACCGAUUGAUUUGACAGGAGUUACGAUAUUUCAUUCAUAUCCAUUUGUAUCCCAUUUUUUAAUCAAGCCGUCAAUAUCUUGCCAAAACAGUUUGCUCUUGCUAAAUCUGUUGGCGAAAACGCAAGAAGUUUGUCCUAAAGUUUGUUUUAUUGCUUUAUCUUUCUUUCUUGGUUUAUCUUUGGAUUUUAAACACCAAACAUUCUCAAAAGGCAGCUUAAGAGUGUUUCAAAAAUGUUUUCAGAAGGGUUUUCACCAUGUUGUUAGCAUUUAAACGUACAAAUACUGUGUUUUCAUUUUUAGCUUUUUUUAAAGGAAAUUACAAUGAAAUUGUCACUAGGAAAAAAAAAAAAAAGUAAAUAAGGCAACAAUGUUGAGUAAAAUUACAAUGUGAACCUUCGAUUUCUUUAGAGCUGUGUGUUCUGAGCUUGUCUUGUUUAUUAAGUUAUGUUCUGCAAUCGUGGAAGGAUAUUCAGUGACUCUUAAAAUGCUUUGUUUUAAAUGGUUUUGAAUAAAAAAAAAUAAAAUAAACUGUCCAGAAAAAA
This is a messenger RNA of Sinocyclocheilus rhinocerous, 1115 nucleotides long. Its product is annotated as non-histone chromosomal protein HMG-17-like. Gene Ontology annotation, biological process: chromatin organization. Lineage: Eukaryota; Metazoa; Chordata; Actinopteri; Cypriniformes; Cyprinidae. The transcript has 6 exons. Gene Ontology annotation, cellular component: chromatin; nucleus. Gene Ontology annotation, molecular function: nucleosomal DNA binding. Bases 219 to 449 code for a protein of 76 amino acids. The record is from RefSeq and is a predicted model, not a curated record.